UGAGAAUUGUCGCGCCGAGUGGUUAUCUAAGCAACAUUGCACCAACAUGACGCCUUGGAAGGUGUCUGAGGGUAUCCGACAUUGUGGCAUUUAACAGCCCCCACGAUGAAGACCUUCACUGGUGGCAUUGCGUUGUGGUGGCUCUGUGCAGUCCAUACCGUGACUAGUGACAACACCAAUUGCGGCCACGAUCACCUGAUCGAUCGCUUCCUGAACUCGAUGGAUCGUACCUCCAUGUACAGCCAUCAAGCAUUGGCCGACGCGACACGAGACAAAUACGACGUGCACAGAGCGCUGGUCGAAACAACGAUGAAACCCCUUCGCAUUGCGCUCGACCUGUCCAAGCUUCAAUCAGACCAAGGAUUUGCGUGCACGCGUGUGGGUGAAGUCGUGCCUUUGGAUGGAAAUCGCUACAACUGCACGGCCAACGACAUUCUGACAGAGGACAAACUCGACUUUAUCACGUCGGUGCUCCUACCUGAAGCGCAAGACUACUUUAGCUCGAUUUUAUCUGUGCCCGCCGUCGCGACCCUCAAAGUCCCGGGAAUUCAAUGCGGCAACCCAACCGACUGGGCGUGCUGCGCUGGCAAUUUCCCGACGCGCUAUGCGUCCCCUGGCACGGCCAAUGCAGAUUUUUUGCUGCAUGUGACGUCGCGGCCAGUUGCAGCGGGGGUAGUUGCGUGGGCGAUCCCAUGCAACAUCGACCAAGUGGGCCGUCCCGUUUCCGCUCAAGUCAAUAUCGGACCACAACGAAUCAGCAUCGACCCUGCAAAGCGCAUGGCUCAGCUGGGCACCAUCUUGCACGAACUCACGCAUGCGCUGGGGUUUUCCCAGAUGCUGUUUGGAUCGUAUAAACCUCGCAGCAGCCCCAAGAUGAUCCCGCUUCAAGUGUCUGACGGCCCAAAUGGCACCAAAAUCACGCAUCUCGUCACCCCCAAGGUCAAGCAACUAGCCCAAGAGUAUUUCGAUUGCCCGAGCGUUCCAGGAGGCGAGCUUCAGAGCAACAAUGCACAGUCGUACUCGAGCCACUGGGCCAAGCGACUCUUUCUCAACGAGUACAUGAUGGCUACGAGCACGACGAACCCGAUCUACUCGGCGUUCACGCUGGCAGCAUUUGAGGACAGUGGGUGGUACCAAGUGAACUAUGCGCGAGCGCAGGACUUGCGCUAUGGUCACUUGGCAGGGUGCGAGUUGGCCACGGGGAGGUGCACCGACUGGAAAGCUCCAUUGUGCUACAGUUCGUCCAGCCAAGACUGCACCCCUGAUUACACUAGCAAAGGGAUUUGCAAUCUCGCGACUCUUACGUCGCCGAUCCCUCCAGCGUUCCAGUUCUUCAGCAGCCCGGUUAUUGGGGGAACCGACGACAAGGCCAACUACUGCCCCCGCCAUGUUCCCCUUAGUGGCAUGGACUGCCGUGGGUUUGGCACCCUGCCGUCCGCUCGCGGGUCCGUCCUGGAAAAGAUCGGGCUUACCAGCCUGUGCUUUCGAGGAGCUUUAUCCAAAACGACUUCUUCGCCCAUGACAGCGUCGUACUGCUUUGCAAUUCAAGGAUGCACAGCCACAGCGCUGAAAGUUUUGGUCGGAGCGACAGUCGUGUUGUGCCCAUUCAAUCAAUCGAGUGUUCAAGUGACCGUCAAGGAUGACACAGGGGCGACUUUCCAAGGCACCAUCGCGUGCCCUCGCAACCCUCGCGACAUGUGCAAUGUCAAUGUGUGCUCCAACAUGGGCGUGUGGACAUCCAAGGGGUGUGAGUGCUUGCCUGGGUACACUGGCGUUGACUGCUCGGAGCUCGAAUGCCCUCGAAACAACGAAACCGACCAAGUGUGCUCGAACCAAGGCACGUGCGUGGGGGGAGCAUGCCAGUGUUUUGAAGGCAUUGCGUCUGGAGUCGCGUGCUCCCGCCCGCCCAUCACGAUGGCCAAGGCCGAGGCAUGGAUGGCCCCUCACCACCGUGCGCUUCUCCUUUGCUGCAUGAGUGUUGUGGCAGCUGGAGCGGCCACUGCCAUCUUCAGGAUGCGCUCGGCGAGGCGAUCGUCGCAAGUGACGGAGGCACGGCAAACGAAGCGGCUGUACCUGCAUGGGGGUCACGGCAAUGGUUCCUACGGCGCGAUUCAGGAAACGUUGGUCCUUUCCAUCGCCACCUAA
Aphanomyces invadans is the source of this 2145-nucleotide messenger RNA. RefSeq lists its product as hypothetical. Gene Ontology annotation, cellular component: membrane; cytoplasm. The record is from RefSeq and is a predicted model, not a curated record. Lineage: Eukaryota; Oomycota; Saprolegniomycetes; Saprolegniales; Verrucalvaceae. Bases 106 to 2145 code for a protein of 679 amino acids. Gene Ontology annotation, molecular function: metalloendopeptidase activity. Gene Ontology annotation, biological process: proteolysis; cell adhesion. The transcript has 16 exons.